This is a messenger RNA of Strongyloides ratti, 714 nucleotides long. RefSeq lists its product as hypothetical. Bases 1 to 714 code for a protein of 237 amino acids. The transcript has 3 exons. The record is from RefSeq and is a predicted model, not a curated record. NCBI's taxonomy places the organism in Eukaryota, Metazoa, Nematoda, Chromadorea, Rhabditida, Strongyloididae.
AUGUUAGGAGCACAGGCAUUAAGAACUAAACAAAAAAUUGAACAAAAAGAAAGAGAAAGAAAGAAGAAAGAAAAAUUAAAGCAACAAGAAAUCAUUAAUGAUCCAUACUCAAGAAGAAGUAGCAUAGAAAUGCAUAACCAACUAUUAGAUAGAUUACAGGAAAAAGAAGGUAAUAAAUAUAAUGGAGGAAGAAGAAAAAGUCAUAGUGAUGAUAAUACUGGAAUAGGGCUAAUUAUUAAUUGUGAUGAAAGGAAAAAAUCAUUAAUUAUUAAAACAGUACCAGAAUAUUUUCCACAUAAUAUUGCUGGAAGUAAUGUACAUGUUAGAAGAAUGUCUAUCAAUCCCACUACUCCAGGAAGUGGUUAUGCCAAUAAUAGCAGAUCAAACAGUUCAACACCAGUAAGAGGUAGUUAUGGAAGAAUUGGUAGAGCAUACUCUAUGGCAGCUCAUGACUACAAAGAUGAUGAUAAUAUUAAAUUUACAGGAGUCCAUUCUGGAAGUUUUGAUGCUGGAAUUGAAAGAUGUUCUUUUGAAUUACAUAAAAAUAGUAUUGACAAAGAACAUGAAAAAAAUAAAGAUAAUGAUAAAAAAUUUAACCGUAAAGGUUCUAGAGCAUCUCUUGUAGGAAAAAGAAUUUUAAAAUUUUUUGGUUUAUCUAGUUUGGAAAGUGAGAAAGAAAAAGAAAAUGAUAAAAAUGACAAAGGAAAUGCUUGA